This is a messenger RNA of Leptopilina heterotoma, 985 nucleotides long. RefSeq lists its product as uncharacterized. The record is from RefSeq and is a predicted model, not a curated record. Bases 71 to 742 code for a protein of 223 amino acids. The transcript is spliced from 4 exons. Lineage: Eukaryota; Metazoa; Arthropoda; Insecta; Hymenoptera; Figitidae.
CCGAAUAAAAGCACCACCAAAUUCUGGUAGCCGUUAUUUUAAUUAUAAAAGGUUUCACAGUUUUAAACUAAUGGCCAUGUGUGAUGCUUUUUGCCGAUUCUCUUGGGUAGAUAUUGGAGAUUAUGGUGGUGUAAGCGAUGUUUCGGCCUUCCAACAUACUGAAUUUUAUCGGAUGUUGGAAAAUAAUUUGGCCAAUUUACCCAAUCCAACCUACCUACCACACUCACAUGACAUUUCGACUCAUUUCAUCAUAGGAGACGGGAUUUUCACACUAAGGCCGUACAUGAUUGUGCCGUACAAGCGAAAUCGACCCCUUACACCCUUACAAGAAUUGUUCAAUUACCGAUUAUCUCAUGCACGACAGACUAUAGAAUGCGCAUUUGGAAUCCUAGCAGCUCGAUGGAAAAUUUUGCAAUCGAAAAUGUCUUUCAAGCUUGAAACAUCGAUCGCUGUAGUUCAAUCAUUAGUCUGUCUGCACAAUUAUAUAAUAACGAGAGAAUUGUCUGAUGAUGAAGAAUUUCGACAAUAUUUUCCUGAAAGACAAAUGGACCAAUUCAUUCGGGAAAAUAGGGCAGCAGAAAAUGAAGUCGAGAAUCUUUUGAAUGAUCGUGACAAUAUAAUCGCUCUUCUAAAAUUUGAGAACAGAAUUUUGUUGUUAUUAAUAUGCAUUAAAACUGGAUUUUUUUCAUGCAAUUCAACUGAAUCUUCUUUCUUAAUGUCUAAAAAAAGAUUCAAGGCCUGAUCUUACAACAAUUUAAGUAGUUCAGUUCAAUAAUUUCCUUUUUUUAAUUCGUUGCACUUUAAGUUUACUUUAUUCUACUUUUUUGAAGACUGAUUAGUCAUUUUUAAUAAAAUUAGUAUUAGCAAAUAUCAGAAAAUUCAUAUUAAGGAAAAAAUUCAAUAAUUGAAUAUGAACGUCAAAGUAACAAUGUUUUUAUUUCAAUUUGAAAAAAUUUUGCUUUAAUACAUUGUAAUGUAAUACAAU